CUCCACUACAUUCCCAUUGAUCCAUGACCCUUCACUUUCUUCAUCCAUCUAAUCUUCUUGGAGAACUCUGAUCUGGUGAAGAAGGUGGCCUCCCUCUCCGCCAGCACCCUUAGCAAGAUGGAAGGAGAAGGAUGGGUCACCAGCCAUUGCUUGAACAAAGAAGGUUUCUCCAAGCUCCUGUACAGCACCAUGGCAAGGCUUGGUAUUUUGGACCACCCGGAAUACAUGGGAAGAGAGUACGAGGAGUACGGCACAGAACGAUGUGAAGUGACUAUCUAUAUCGGAGCAAGUAAAGACUUCCCUGACAUAAAGCCAUGGUCAGUUACCACCACAGGGUUCCGGUUUGAGGACACCUACCAAGCUAUUGCCCGUAAGGCUCUGAGGUACCUAUGCCAGAUAUAUGAGAAGCCAAUCUGUCGUACGCCAAUGCGGUAUUUUCCGCCUCUGGUAAGGAACCGCCCAAUAUGGAUUACUCGGAUGAAGACCCUAGAAGGUUGUGAAUUAAGAGAAGAUAACCCAACUAUAGUGUUCAUGGCAAGGUACUUGCUCACCUUAGAUGAGGAAUAUGAUAAACAAGCAACCAAGCUCAAGGAGUGCAACCACAGGGCAGAAGAAGCUGAGAAGCAGAUCAGGAAACUUCGUGUGCAGCUUGCUGAGUCUAAGGCCCAAGUGACCAUAUCUGAAAGUCGUGAGAUCGCUGCAAUUGAAGCCUUAAAUCAAGCCGAUGACCGCCAUGCACAAGAAUUAAAAGAUGCCUACCUAGUCACUCGGGUAAAAAGAAGGGCUCUCAUAUUGGGUGGCAAAGAGUGUGAUGUGCUAGAUGGAAUCCCAAUGGUAGCCAUGGAUAACGCCAAAAAGAAGUUUGGUGAGACCCCGCCAGCACCUCCGCCUACAGAGCUCUCUGAGGAGGCUUCAGACCUGGAGCCUACCAAGGAAGAAGUCCUCCAGCAAAAUCAGCCACCGACAAAGAGCAAAGUUGGUCUUCCUCUCAUCCCAUUAGAAGGCCCUUCAUCCUUAGAUGAAUGAUCUAGAUAGGCACUCGAAGA
Molecule: messenger RNA, 1046 nt
Organism: Panicum virgatum (switchgrass)
Lineage: Eukaryota; Viridiplantae; Streptophyta; Magnoliopsida; Poales; Poaceae
Exons: 2
Coding region: 118-1026 (302 amino acids)
Source: RefSeq, a predicted model, not a curated record